GCCGGGAAGGAGACGGGACCAUUUCGGAUCUCAAGCAAACGGCCCCCUCCUAUCUAGUCGUGGCUUUUCCAAACCCUCCGAGGAGAGCGGGAUCUUUCGGUCCUUCCUGUAUUUCCGACCAUUACAGGAUCUAGAAAUGUCGACGACACUUUUAUCUGCCUUCUACGACAUUGACUUCUUGUGCAAGACGGAGAAGUCCCUGACCAACCUCAGCAGCAUGCUGGACAAGAAGGCCGUGGGGACCCCGGUGACCCCCAGCUCCAGCUUCGCGCCGGGCUUCCUGCGGCGGCACUCGACCAGCAACCUGCCGGCGCUGGCCGGCGGCUCCAAGUUCCCCAGCCCCACCGGCUCCAGCUCUUCCUCCACCUCCUCCUCCUCCUCCUCCUCGUUCGGCAGCCUGAAGGAGACGGGCUCCGGCGGAGGCGGCGGCGGCAGCAGCAGCCCCACGGCCCUGCUCAACAAGGAGAACAAGUUCCGGGACCGCUCCUUCAGCGAGAACGGCGAGCGCAGCCAGCACCUCAUGCAGCAGCUCCAGCAGCAGCAGCAGCAGCAGGCGGCGGCGGCCGGCAAGGGGGGCGGCUCCGGCGGCGGCGGCGGCGGGGCCCCCAUCAACUCGACGCGCUACAAGACGGAGCUGUGCCGUCCCUUCGAGGAGAGCGGCGCCUGCAAGUACGGCGAGAAGUGCCAGUUCGCCCACGGCUUCCACGAGCUGCGGAGCCUCACCCGCCACCCCAAGUACAAGACCGAGCUCUGCCGCACCUUCCACACCAUCGGCUUCUGCCCCUACGGCCCGCGCUGCCACUUCAUCCACAACGCCGACGAGCGCCGCCCGGCGCCCGGCGGGGGCACGGCCGCCCCCCCCGCCGCCGCCGCCGCCGCGGGGCCGCACCACCACCCGCACCACCCGCCCCCGCACCCCGCCGGCAGCACCGGCGACCUCCGCGCCUUCGCCCCCCGCGACCACCCGCUGGGCGGCGGCGGCGGCGGCUUCGGGCACCCGCGCGGCGGCGAGCGGCCCAAGCUGCACCACAGCCUGAGCUUCUCCGGCUUCUCCGCCCACCACCACCACCACCCGCACCCCCACAGCGCCGCCCCGCCGCCGCCGCCGCCCGGCGGCCGCCUGGACGCCGCCCUGCUGGAGAGCCCCGGCGGGUCGCGCACGCCGCCGCCGCCCGCCUCCGCCUCCUACUGCGAGGAGCUGCUCUCGCCGCCCUGCGCCAACAACGCCUUCGCCUUCUCGGGGCAGGAGCUGGGCAGCCUCAUCGCCCCGCUCGCCCUCCACACCCAGAACUUCGCCGCCGCCGCCGCCGCGGCCGCCGCCGCCGCCGCCUACUACCGCUGCCAGCAGCAGCCGCCGCCGCCGCCCGGCGGGGGUUGCCCGCCGCCCCCCGCCUCGCCGCCCUUCAGCUUCCAGCCCCUCCGCCGCCUCUCCGAGUCGCCCGUCUUCGACGCGCCGCCCAGCCCCCCGGACUCCCUCUCCGACCGGGAGAGCUACCUGAGCGGCUCCCUCAGCUCCGGCUCCCUCAGCGGCUCCGAGUCGCCCAGCCUGGACUCGGGCCGCCGCCUGCCCAUCUUCAGCCGCCUCUCCAUCUCCGACGACUAG
This is a messenger RNA of Gymnogyps californianus (California condor), 1603 nucleotides long. RefSeq names its product ZFP36 ring finger protein like 2 (gene ZFP36L2). Lineage: Eukaryota; Metazoa; Chordata; Aves; Accipitriformes; Cathartidae. Gene Ontology annotation, molecular function: mRNA binding; metal ion binding. The record is from RefSeq and is a predicted model, not a curated record.